Messenger RNA from Plodia interpunctella (Indianmeal moth), 806 nucleotides. RefSeq names its product sniffer (gene sni). Gene Ontology annotation, cellular component: cytoplasm. The coding region runs from base 18 to 752 and encodes 244 amino acids. Lineage: Eukaryota; Metazoa; Arthropoda; Insecta; Lepidoptera; Pyralidae. The transcript has 5 exons. The record is from RefSeq and is a predicted model, not a curated record. Gene Ontology annotation, molecular function: carbonyl reductase (NADPH) activity.
UAUCUAGAAAUUUUAAAAUGAAAUCUGUGCUAAUCACUGGUGCCAACCGAGGCCUUGGCUUGGGGAUGGUGAACUAUCUUGUGAAACAAAACAAGGCUGAAAAUAUCUUCGCUACUUGCCGAAAAGGGUCAGAGGAACUAAACCAGUUAGCUCAGCAAAACAAGCAUCUCCACAUCAUACAAUUAGACGUAACAAAUGUAAACAGUUUCGGCGAUGUCUCUUCGACAAUCAGCAAACUGGUGGGGGCUGGGGGGCUGAACCUGCUCAUGAACAACGCCGGAGUGGCCACCAAGUUCACCAAGCUGAACAUGGUGAAAGCCGAGCAGAUCUUGGAGAACUUCACUGUUAACACCGUUGCGCCCAUCAUGCUCACAAAGGCCUUGCUGCCUCUGCUGAAACAAGCGGCGGAGACCAAUAGCGACAAGCCGGCUGGCGUGCAGCGGGCGCUAGUCGUCAACAUGAGCUCCGUGCUCGGCUCCAUCGCGCAGAACGACCAGGGCGGGUUCUACCCCUACAGGUGUUCUAAGGCGGCAUUAAAUGCGGCAACUAAAUCAAUGAGCAUUGACCUGAAGAAGGACAACAUCGUCGUGGCGUCCAUGCACCCGGGGUGGGUAAAGACGGAUAUGGGUGGCAACAACGCGCCCCUUGACAUACCCACCAGCAUUGAAGGGAUUUUCACCACCAUAGAGAAACUUGGUGAACAAGACACAGGUAAAUUCUUUCAGUAUGAUGGCAAGGAGUUGCCUUGGUAAAUUGUGAAAAAAAAAUUGUAUACAUAAAGAAAAAUAAAUAUUUUGCUAUGGUAA